UACCCAGCGGAUUCAAUGCUCGCUUUCUAAAUAAAUUUGUUAUUGUAUGAGCAGUUAAUACUUGCGUGAUGUCUUUCCAUUCAGUGGUACUUGGUGCUUACAUUGAACCGAAGCUCUUUUCAAAUUUCAACACGCCUAACCCCUAUUCAGGGGGCCUCUCUUUGCGCUGUGGGCUGAACGGCUGCCCCAUGGAUCUUCCCCACAUUCCCUCGGGAGAGCUCUACCCGAUGACUUUUAGGGGCCUCUCCACUAAAGCGGAGACGAGUCAGGCCUUAACCGAGACCCCAGCUUUGCCACCUCAACCUCCUAAAAUCCUUUGCUGGAUCUUUCCCCCAACGUCGGGCCAUUCUCGUUCGAGGCCUUGCAUGAAUCUUACUUGGAUAUACGUGACAAGGCCCCUUAAAAGACCUCUGCCUCAAGACCUCUUCUGUUUAUCCUAAUGCCUCGACAGACAAGAGAAUCAACGCAGCGAACGAAACCAGUUUUGGGGGCGACUCCAUUGACUGGCGGCGUCUCGACGUCCGCUGCGGGAAGUCCAGCUGCCUUGGGCUCUCUGCAAUCUCUGGAGAAAUCGGCAGCGAAAUCCGGCACUAAACACUUUCGGUGUGAUAGGUGCUCUAGAUCGUUCACUCGGCGUGAGAACCUGGUUCGUCAUGCCAAUAGUCAUGACUAUGCUAAAUACCAUCAGUGCGG
This is a messenger RNA of Hyaloscypha bicolor E, 693 nucleotides long. RefSeq lists its product as uncharacterized. The transcript is spliced from 2 exons. Lineage: Eukaryota; Fungi; Ascomycota; Leotiomycetes; Helotiales; Hyaloscyphaceae. The coding region runs from base 69 to 440 and encodes 123 amino acids. The record is from RefSeq and is a predicted model, not a curated record.